This is a messenger RNA of Acyrthosiphon pisum (pea aphid), 848 nucleotides long. Its product is annotated as DET1- and DDB1-associated protein 1-like. The record is from RefSeq and is a predicted model, not a curated record. NCBI's taxonomy places the organism in Eukaryota, Metazoa, Arthropoda, Insecta, Hemiptera, Aphididae. The coding region runs from base 165 to 413 and encodes 82 amino acids. The transcript has 4 exons.
ACGACAACACGACUGCCGGUGACGGGGUCACUUUGAUAAUAUCCAGUUAUCCAUCAAUCAUCAGUCAUCCUGCUGCGGAACGACUACAAUUCCGACGUCAAUCUAGAACGGUUUCCACGCACACUUUUCCUUGCGCCUAUUCGACUACGUACCCAGCGUCCGAUAUGUCUAUAGACGAAUUCUUGGAUGGCUUACCAUCCUAUAACGAACGCAAUUUUUCCAGAUUCAUUUCAAAAAGUUCUGAAAAGUUCCCAGCUUUUAUAACAACAGAAGAACCUUACAUACCUGACGAACAAAUUAUUGUUAAUGUCUGUACAUUUUAUGUACCACUUCCGUUUUCAAAUAUACAAAGGGAUAGAAAGAGAAGAGCUGGACUGAACCAACUGGCCAACAUAGAAAACGUCUUAGAGUAGAUAAUACAGAUCUGUACCCAGCAGUUUUUACAGGGGAGGGCGGUCCAAGUUUUUCUGAUUUAUAAAAACUAUACUGACUGUUUUUAAUAGAAAUACAAUUUACUAAUUUAAGAAUGUAUUUAUAGUUUAUAGAACAAUGGUUUUCAAACUUUUAUUAAACACGGCACACUGCGCAUUUCAAAUUUAUUCACAGCACAUCGACUUUUUUAUUUGCACUAAAUAAUCUGAUGAACAAAAUUGUUUUGAAUUAUAAUUGUAUACAUUUAAUUGGAAAUAUGUGCUUGAUGGGCUAACACAUUAUUAUUAAUUUUAUUUUUAUAAUUUUAUUCUUGGACUAGUAAUAAUAUUAUAUAAUAUUUUAUACUAAAAAUAUUGUUGUAGGCUCUUAACAAUAAUAUACUUAAUUAACAGUUUUACAUUACAAUCCUACACUAU